GAAGUGAAGCUAACUUUCUGCGGAAGUCCAUGAAAGAAAACAAAUCCUUCUAUCUGUGUAAAUAGGGAGACUGUUCCCGAUUUAAAACCGGUGAAGACCUCUCAAACGAUGGAGUUCCUGUUUGGGAAGAGGAAGACCCCAGAGGAGAUGCUGAGGCAGAACCAGAGGGCACUGAAUCGGGCCAUGAGAGAUCUGGACAGAGAGCGACAAAGACUGGAGCAGCAGGAGAAGAAAAUAAUAGCUGACAUUAAGAAAAUGGCCAAACAAGGACAAAUGGAUGCUGUCAAGAUCAUGGCGAAGGACUUGGUUCGCACAAGGCACUAUGUGAAGAAAUUUAUUAUGAUGAGGGCAAAUAUCCAGGCAGUCAGUUUGAAAAUCCAGACUCUGAAGUCAAACAACAGCAUGGCACAGGCGAUGAAAGGAGUUACCAAAGCCAUGGCUACCAUGAACAGACAGAUGAAGUUGCCACAGAUUCAGAAGAUCAUGAUGGAGUUUGAACGACAGAGUGAGAUCAUGGACAUGAAAGAGGAGAUGAUGAAUGAUGCCAUAGAUGAUGCCAUGGGUGAUGAGGAUGAUGAAGAAGAGAGUGAUGCCAUUGUGUCCCAAGUGUUGGACGAGCUGGGUCUCAAUCUCUCUGACGAACUCUCAAAUCUGCCAUCCACGGGAGGUAGCCUCUCAGUGGCAGGUGGGAAGAAAGCUGAACCCCAGCCAGCCCUGGCAGAUGCAGAUGCUGACCUGGAGGAGAGACUGAAUAACCUCAGGAGAGACUGAGCGUGGAGGAACUGACACACAACAGCACUUUGGCUGCCUGCCGUUAAUACAGAUACAUGUACUCAGCAACUCAGAUCUCUGUAUCUAUACUGAACUAAAAUAUAAACGCAACGUGUAAAGUGUUGGUCCCAUGUUUCAUAAGCUGAAAUAAAAGAUCCCAGA
Coregonus clupeaformis (lake whitefish) is the source of this 933-nucleotide messenger RNA. Its product is annotated as charged multivesicular body protein 2a. Gene Ontology annotation, cellular component: multivesicular body; ESCRT III complex. The coding region runs from base 109 to 771 and encodes 220 amino acids. NCBI's taxonomy places the organism in Eukaryota, Metazoa, Chordata, Actinopteri, Salmoniformes, Salmonidae. The record is from RefSeq and is a predicted model, not a curated record. Gene Ontology annotation, biological process: endosome transport via multivesicular body sorting pathway; protein transport; late endosome to vacuole transport. The transcript is spliced from 6 exons.